This is a messenger RNA of Gavialis gangeticus (Gharial), 8786 nucleotides long. RefSeq names its product nuclear receptor corepressor 1 (gene NCOR1). Gene Ontology annotation, biological process: negative regulation of transcription by RNA polymerase II. The transcript has 47 exons. Gene Ontology annotation, molecular function: nuclear thyroid hormone receptor binding; transcription corepressor activity. The coding region runs from base 160 to 7773 and encodes 2537 amino acids. The record is from RefSeq and is a predicted model, not a curated record. NCBI's taxonomy places the organism in Eukaryota, Metazoa, Chordata, Crocodylia, Gavialidae.
AGGGGAGACAAGAUGGCGGCGGCGGUAGAGGGGCUGAGGCGGAGGUGAGGCGCCGCCGGACCGGGCCGCCCGCGUUGCUGCAUGCCGGCCGUUUCCUAGAAACAUGAUUGCUUGCUGGUCUUGAUCUCACAGCUUUGUGUGAAGACUUCUUCUCUGAUAAUGUCAAGUUCGGGCUAUCCUCCUAACCAAGGAGCAUUCAGCACAGAACAGAGUCGUUACCCUACGCACUCUGUCCAGUACACCUUCCCUAGCACCCGACAUCAGCAGGAGUUUGCAGUUCCUGAUUAUCGUUCUUCUCAUCUGGAAGUCAGUCAGGCAACUCAGCUUUUGCAACAGCAACAGCAGCAGCAGCAGCUUCGGCGACGGCCUUCCUUGCUUUCAGAAUUUCACCCGGGCUCUGACAGGCCUCAAGAAAGGAGAACUGGAUAUGAGCAGCAGUUUCAUCCAGGUCCAUCACAGACAGAUCAUGAUUCUUUGGACACUAAGCGUCCACGUCUUGAACAAGUUUCUGAUUCCCAUUUUCAGCGUGUCAGUACUGCUGCUGUCCUACCUUUAGUACAUCCUCUGCAGGAGGGAUUGCGCUCUUCAGAUAUUAAGAAGGAACCAGCUUUUGGAGGCAAGCAUGAAGGGCCAUCCUCUCCCAUUCCUGGUCAGCCAUGUGGAGAGGACCAGAAUGCUUCACCUUCAAAACUGUCGAAGGAAGAGCUUAUACAGAGCAUGGAUCGUGUAGAUCGAGAAAUUGCAAAGGUGGAACAGCAGAUCCUUAAACUGAAGAAGAAGCAACAACAACUUGAAGAAGAAGCUGCUAAGCCUCCAGAGCCAGAGAGGCCUGUCUCCCCUCCUCCAGUGGAACAGAAACACCGCAGUAUUGUCCAAAUUAUUUACGAUGAAAAUCGGAAAAAAGCAGAAGAAGCUCACAAGAUUUUUGAAGGUCUUGGUCCAAAAGUUGAACUACCACUUUACAACCAGCCGUCAGACACAAAGGUGUACCAUGAAAACAUCAAAACAAACCAGGUGAUGAGGAAGAAGCUAAUUUUAUUUUUUAAGAGAAGAAAUCAUGCAAGGAAACAAAGGGAACAGAAGAUUUGUCAACGUUAUGAUCAAUUGAUGGAGGCAUGGGAGAAAAAAGUUGACAGGAUAGAAAAUAAUCCUCGUAGGAAAGCUAAAGAGAGUAAAACAAGAGAGUACUAUGAGAAACAGUUCCCAGAAAUCCGAAAACAGAGAGAGCAGCAAGAACGAUUUCAAAGGGUUGGUCAAAGAGGGGCUGGUCUUUCAGCAACCAUUGCUAGAAGUGAACAUGAGAUUUCUGAAAUCAUUGAUGGACUCUCUGAGCAGGAGAACAAUGAAAAACAAAUGCGUCAGCUCUCUGUCAUUCCUCCCAUGAUGUUUGAUGCAGAACAAAGACGAGUGAAGUUUAUUAAUAUGAAUGGUUUGAUGGAGGAUCCCAUGAAGGUUUAUAAAGAUAGACAGUUCAUGAAUGUUUGGACAGACCAUGAGAAGGAGAUCUUCAAGGAAAAGUUUGUCCAACAUCCCAAGAACUUUGGUCUAAUUGCUUCCUACCUGGAAAGAAAGAAUGUUCCUGACUGUGUGCUAUAUUAUUAUCUAACCAAGAAAAAUGAGAAUUAUAAAGCGCUUGUGCGAAGAAAUUAUGGAAAACGUAGAGGAAGAAACCAGCAACAAAUUGCACGUCCUUCCCAAGAAGAAAAGGUAGAAGAAAAAGUAGAAGAAGAGAAAGCAGAAAAAACAGAGAAAAGAGAGGAAGAAAAGAAAGAUGAAGAGGAAAAGGAUGAGAAGGAGGAAUCUAAAGAGAACACCAAAGAGAAGGACAAAACAGAAGUUGCCCCAGAGGAAACUGAGGAAAGGGAGCAAGCAACUCCUAGGGGACGAAAGACUGCCAACAGCCAAGGCCGCCGUAAGGGCAGGAUCACCAGAUCAAUGACAAACGAAGCUGCGGCCGCAAAUGCUGCUGCAGCUGCUGCUACUGAAGAACCACCGCCUCCUCUCCCACCCCCGCCAGAACCUUCUUCUGCAGAGCCUGUGGAGACCUCCCGCUGGACAGAAGAAGAAAUGGAAGUUGCUAAAAAAGGAUUAGUGGAACAUGGUCGCAAUUGGGCAGCAAUUGCCAAAAUGGUUGGAACUAAAAGUGAAGCUCAGUGUAAAAACUUCUACUUCAACUACAAAAGGAGACAUAAUCUGGACAACCUCCUUCAGCAGCACAAGCAGAAAUCUUCACGACGGCCCCGUGAAGAACGGGAUGUAUCUCAGUGUGAAAGUGUGGCAUCAACUGUGUCAGCUCAGGAGGAUGAAGAUAUUGAAGCGUCCAAUGAAGAAGAAAAUCCAGAAGACAGUGAAGGUGCCGAAAACAGCUCAGAUACAGAGAGCGCUCCAUCUCCUUUACCAGCAGAAGCUGUUAAACCUAGUGAAGAUGCUGUGUCUGAGGGCACUGUUUCUAGAAUAACCACUGAGACGGCAGCAGAGCAGGAAUCUGCCAUUAAAACUGCACCCAGUGCCUCCCCUUCUGCAGCAGCCCAGUGCACGCAAACAGCUGAAACUCAGAACUCUGAGCCCCAGGUUAAAGAAGAAAUAAAUAAUGAGGUGGGAGAGCCUAUGGAGGUGGACAAUAGAAGCCACUCAGCUGAAGUUAAACCUAUGCUUAACCUUCCAGUGCAUACCAAAGCAGAGCCUGUAGACACUGAAAUGAGGUUACCAGAAAAUAUUCAAGUGAAAAUAGAAAGUGAAACCAAAGAAAGGGAUAUGGAGAAACCCAAGGAAAAGUCAGAACCUGAGGAAAUGGACUUCAGUCUCACACAACAGUCUGCUACAGCAAGACAGGAAACCCAUUCAGACAACGAUUCGAGCGCCACGUGUAGUGCCGAUGAGGAUGUUGAUGGAGAACCUGAAAGACAAAGGAUCUUCACUAUGGACUCAAAGCCUUCACUGCUAAACCCAACUGGAUCAAUACUAGUAUCAUCCACAAUAAAACAAGGACAGAUGGACUUGCAACAACUUCACCAUCGAGCUGCUGUCAUACCUCCUAUGGUCUCUUGUAGCCCAUGUACUGUACCUGUUGGCACACCAGUGAGCGGUUAUGCUCUCUACCAGCGGCACAUUAAAGCUAUGCAUGAGUCAGCGUUGCUGGAAGAGCAGCGCCAAAGGCAAGAGCAGCUAGAUAUGGAAUACAGAAGUUCUGCGAGCCCGUGUGGUACAUCCAAGAGCCCCAGCAUGGAGUGGGAAGGAAAAUCAGUUGCCUAUAUGCCUUAUGCUGAGGUCAAACGAGCAAUAGAGCAGGAAGCACAGGUGCAAAAUACAGCAGCAAGGUCAGCAUCACCGUACAGGCUAUCUCCAAGAGAAGUCAAUAAAGCCUCUCCUCAGCCUGAUAUGAAUGCCGCUCGCUAUAGUGUCCCACCAGUCCUCCAGCCUGCUCCUCAUCAAGUAAUCACAAAUAUACCAGAAGGGGUCCGGCUCUCAACAACCCGACCUACCAGACCACCACCGCCACUCAUUCCAUCCUCCAAAACUUCUGUGCCAUCAGAAAAGCCAUCGUUCAUUAUGGGAGGUUCAAUCUCACAAGGAACACCUGGCACUUACUUAACAUCCCAUAGUCAAGCUUCUUAUGGUCAAGAACCAGCAAAGCCCUCUGUGGGUUCCAUAUCUCUUGGACUGCCAAGGCAACAGGAGUCUGCCAAACCUGCUGCCAUACCCUAUAUCAAGCAAGAAGAGUUCUCUCCCAGAGGCCAGAAUUCCCAGCCUGAGGGUCUUUUGGUCAGGGCACAGCAUGAAGGCGUGGUCAGAGGUACCACAACAACCAUACAAGAAGGAAGUAUAACACGAGGAACUCCAACCAACAAGGUUUCUGUCGAAACUAUGCCUUCGCUGCGAGGAUCCAUUACUCAGGGUACCCCAGCUCUGUCUCAAUCUGGCAUUGCUGCUGAUGCAUUACUGAAAGGAACCAUCACUCGACUGGCUACCGAAGACAGCAGCCCUGAGAAGUGCCGAGAUGAGUCUACAGCCAAAGGCCAUGUUAUUUAUGAAGGCAAGAGUGGGCAUAUCUUAUCCUAUGAUACAGCUAUUAAGAAUGUCCGAGAAGGAACAAGGAGUCCACGGACUGCUCAUGAAAUGGGUUUAAAGCGAAGUUAUGAUACUAUGGAAGGAAAUAUAAAGCAAGGAAUGCCCAUGAGGGAGUCUCCAGUCUCUGCACCAUUAGAAGGGUUAAUAUGCCGUGCACUGCCCAGGGGCAGCCCUCAUGCUGAACUGAAAGAAAGAACUGUGCUGUCUGGCUCUAUAAUGCAAGGCACACCCAGAACGACGGCGGAGAGCUUUGAAGACGGUCUGAAGUAUCCCAAGCAGAUUAAGAGAGAAUCUCCACCCAUAAGGACAUUUGAAGGAGCCAUUACCAAGGGAAAGCCCUAUGAUGGAGUCACUACCAUUAAAGAAAUGGGCCGUUCUAUCCACGAAAUCCCCAGGCAGGACCUACUGAGCCAAGAAAGUCGCAAGACUCCAGAAAUAGUGCAGACUGCAAGGCCCAUUAUAGAAGGCUCCAUUUCUCAGGGUACACCUAUAAAAUAUGAAAGUAACUCUGGCCAGUCUGCCAUCAAACACAACGUUAAAUCUUUAAUCACUGGACCAAGUAAACUACCCCGCGGAAUGCCUCAGCUGGAAAUGAUGCCAGAAAACAUGAAAGUGGUUGAACGAGGAAAAUAUGAAGAUGUGAAGAAUGCGGAUGCUGUACGUACCCGCCAUACAUCAGUGGUCAGUUCUGGUCCCUCUGUUCUCAGGUCAACUCUUCAUGAAGCUCCCAAAUCACAGCUGAGCCCUGGGAUUUAUGAUGAUACCAAUGCAAGAAGGACACCUGUGAACUAUCAGAGCUCUAUGUCCAGGAGUUCCCCAAUGAUGAACAGAGUUACUGAAGCUGGAAUGUCUUCUGGGAAGUCUACAAAUCAUGAAAGGAAAACACCGCUCACUCCAACUCAGAGAGAGAGUGUACCAGCAAAAUCACCAGUCCCAGGGGUCGACCCAGUAGUAGCUCACAGUCCCUUUGACCCCCAUCAUAGAGGAGCUACUACAGAAGGCUACAGAAGCCAUCUUCCCCCUCAUUUGGAUCCAGCCAUGCCAUUUCACAGGGCUCUGGAUCCUGCUGCAGCUGCAUACCUGUUUCAGAGGCAGCUUUCACCCACCCCAGGUUACCCAAGUCAGUACCAGCUUUAUGCGAUGGAGAACACACGGCAGACAAUCCUAAAUGACUAUAUUACCUCACAGCAGAUGCAGGUUAACUUACGCCCUGAUGUAACCCGAGGAUUAUCUCCUAGAGAGCAAACGUUAGCUCUCCCAUAUGCAGGAGCCAGAGGAAUUAUUGACCUGAAUAAUAUGGCUCCCACUAUCUUAGUGCCACACCCAGGAGGAACAAGCACCCCUCCUAUGGAGAGGAUCACUUAUAUCCCUGGCACCCAGCUUACGUUCCCUCCCAGGCCUUACAAUCCUGCCUCUCUGUCACCAGGACACCCUACACAUCUGGCCGCUUCAGCUGCAGCAAAUGCUGAAAGGGAACGGGAGAGAGAGAGGGAGAAGGAACGAGAGAGGGAGAGAGAACGUGAACGAGAGCAGGAAAGGCAGCGAGAGCGAGAAAGGGAGAGAAUAGCUGCUGUUCCCAGUGAACUCUACCUUCGGCCUGGUACAGAGCAGCCUGGUAGACCUGGCAGUCAUGGGUACGUUCGCUCACCUUCUCCUUCAGUGAGAACGCAAGAGAACAUACUGCAGCAAAGGCCCAGUAUUUUCCAAGGAACCAACGGGACAAGUGUGAUCACACCUCUGGACCCUGCUGCCCAGCUACGUAUCAUGCAGCUCACCCCUGGAGCCCCCACCAUCACUCCAGGCUUGCCUGCUUCCCGGUACAACACGGCAGCUGAUGCCCUGGCUGCACUUGUAGAUGCUGCAGCCUCUGCUCCUCAGAUGGAAGUUGCCAAAGCAAAAGAGAACAAGCAUGAAGGAGGCAGAAUAGAAGAGAACAUGGGGCGCAGGUCAGCCGUGGUUACUGAGCAGCAGCCACAGGUGGAGCAGGAAGUGCUGGACAUGGAAAAGAGACCUGUUCAGUGUCCCUAUACAUCAGCAGCCUUUUCCAGUGGCAAGUCCCAGGGUCAGUCUUCGUCCUCAGUAGUGUAUUCAGAGGCUGGUAAAGAGAAGGGGCAUUCUAAAUCCAGGUACGAGGAGGAGUUACGAACCCGAGGGAAGACCACCAUUACUGCUGCGAACUUCAUCGAUGUGAUCAUCACUCGGCAGAUUGCUUCAGACAAGGAUGCACGGGAUCGGGGCUCGCAGAGUUCAGAUUCUUCUAGCAGUUUAUCCUCCCACCGGUAUGAGCCACCUGGAGAUGCCAUUGAGGUGAUCACUCCUGCAAGUUCGCCAGCGCCUGCACAAGAAAAACUGCAGCCCUAUCAACAAGAGGUGCCCAAACCAAACCAGGCAGAGAAUGAUCCCAACAGACAGUAUGAGGGGUCGAUUCAUCGGUACAGGGCACAACAAGAAUCUCCAUCUCCCCAGCAGCCUCCACCACCUUCCUCACAGGCAGAAGGGAUGGCACAUGUGCCCAAGACCCAUCGUCUGAUCACCCUUAAUGACCAUAUCUGUCAAAUCAUUACACAAAAUUUUGCUCGAAACCAGUCGGCCUCCCAGACCUCCCUGCAGCCUCCCACAAGUACAUUCCAGAACUCAGCUCCUGUUGCAAGUCCCACGCCCCUUCGGGCCAAGGCACCCAACCGCUACAGUCCCGAGUUGCAGUCACAGUCUGUCCACUACCAACGGUCUGCUGCUAGGGUAUCUCCUGAGAAUCUCUCCGACAAAGGCAGGGGAAGACCUGGGAAGUCUCCAGAAAGAAGUCAUGUCUCUUCAGAGUCCUACGAGCCCAUCUCACCCCCUCAGGUCCCAGUUGUGCAUGAGAAACAAGACAAUGUUCUGCUGCUUUCCCAAAGAUCCGAGCCUACUGAACAGAGGACUGACUCUCGCUCUCCUGGGAGUAUAAGCUACUUGCCUUCGUUUUUCACCAAGCUUGAAAGCACAUCACCAAUGGUGAAGUCCAAGAAGCAGGAGAUAUUUCGUAAGUUGAACUCCUCUGGUGGAGGUGACUCUGACAUGGCAGCUGCUCAGCCAGGAACUGAAAUAUUCAAUUUGCCAGCAGUCACUACCUCAGGUGCGGUCAGUUCUAGGGGUCAUUCCUUUGCAGAUCCUGCCAGUAAUCUGGGUCUGGAAGACAUUAUUAGGAAGGCAUUGAUGGGAAACUUUGAUGACAAAGGGGAGGAUCAUGGAGUUGUAAUGUCACAACCUAUAGGGGUAGCACCUGGCAGUUCCAACCCUGCAGUAUCAGCAAACAGUGAGACCCGUAGAGAAGAAGCUAAUCCAUCGCCCAAUUCAGGAGUGGGAGUCGGCAAGCAGAAGUUAAUCGGCAAGUCCAGUAGCAGGAAGUCUAAAUCUCCUAUUCCUGGGCAGGGCUAUUUAGGAACUGAGAGACCUUCGUCUGUCUCAUCUGUACAUUCAGAAGGAGAUUACCAUAGACAAACUCCAGUGUGGGCCUGGGAGGACAGGCCUUCAUCAACAGGAUCCACGCAGUUCCCUUACAACCCCCUGACGAUGCGGAUGCUCAGCAGUACACCGCCAACAUCCAUCGCAUGUGCUCCACCAUCCAUGAGCCAAGCAACCACUCACCAACAGAACAGGAUCUGGGAGCGAGAGCCUGCCCCACUGCUUUCAGCACAAUACGAGACUCUGUCUGACAGCGACGACUGAACUAUGCAGAGGUGGUUUUUCUUCUUUUCUUCUUUUUUUUAAAUUUGCGGGUCAAAGGAAAUCUUCUUUUUGACUUGUGCCCAAAGAGACUUUCCCAAGAGAGCAAGGGCCAUAUGAGAUGGAGAAGCGACGGAAACUUUUAUUUGGAGAGUCGAUUUGAAAGAUGCCUUCUGCACAGCCCAUGUAGAGGAUUGUGAUUGAGGAAGGUUGACGUACUAAAGAUAAAUAUGUAAAGAGUUUUUAAAAAUAUGGACUAUUCCUGUUCUACAUCUGUUUGUAAAGAAAACCAUGUCCUUAAAUCAUUCUUCUGUAAAUAGAGAGUACUUUUUGCAGUGGUUUUCCCCUUGCUGUAGUAUCUGGUGUACUUAUGUUCAAAUCAAUGCAUAAACUUCGGGGGUCAUUUUGUAAUUUUUUUUAAACAUCUUCUCAAGUGUAGAAUACUCCUCAUAACCCAAGCCUGCCUACAGCAGCAGCAUUGCCCUCUAAUGCUGUGCUGCUUCCCACAGGCCUUGUGCUUUGAUCUAAUUUCUCCUUAGACACAUUUUCUCAGUGGUGUUCAAGCGCUUGUGAAAAUGUUUUUUUGUUUUUAAGACUGCCCCCUUAAUGAACUCUGUACAUUAACAUCGUCUGGUCCACUGGAGGAAGAUGAUAUAUUUCUCUUUGAUUUUUAAAUUUCUGCCACAUUGUAAAUUUUCAGUGCGGUCAGUUUUAUUUAGCAACACUGCAGAACUAUUAUUGCAUGGGUAUGUUUAUGGUUCAGUUUAAAAGGAAAAAAACCCCGAAGCAGCUUCUGGGAGCAUACCUCACUGUUCCCCACACUGGUGACCGAGUGGCGUUCUAGGGGACCCUUUCCGUGUUUCCUGGCUUCUGCAUUGUAUGCAGCCCGAAGAGGUUACUGUUUGAAACAAAUCUCACUGCCAUGCACAACUGCAGCAAACCGCUGGUCUGAACAAAGGCUCUGGGUGGUUAAUUGGUUUGUCAAGAGAAACGGAGCAACAGCCAGCUCUGGUUUA